AUGGCGCACGACGGCAAGAACAACAUCUCGCAUGUCGAGACGCGAGAUGAAGAAGAUCAGAUUCAGAAGACGGAUCAGAAUGUCAAGCUCGACGCGUUUGGCGCUAGCGCAAAGACAGACCCCAAGGAGAUUGCCCUCGUCAAGAAACUGGACUGGUACAUGAUGCCCAUUCUCUGGCUCAUGUACUUUUUCAACUUCCUCGAUCGCAAUGCCAUGAUUAACGGACGAUUGAACGGCCUCGAAGACGACCUGGGCCUCAAGGGCACCCAAUACAACACCUGUGUCUCGAUCCUCUUCGUCGGCUACCUCUGCGGCCAGAUCCCCUCCAACAUGAUCCUCAACCGCGUGCGACCCUCGUGGUACAUGGCCGGCUUCUGCAUGGCUUGGUCUGUCCUGUCUCUCCUGACGUACAAGGCGAACAGCUACGAGAGCAUGCUGGUGUGUCGAUUUCUGCUCGGAAUCACUGAGGCGCCGUUUUAUCCUGGUGCUUUGUACAUGAUCUCUAUGUUCUACAACCGCAAGGAGAUUGCGACGCGCAUGUCCAUUUUCUACACUGGAAAUAUGAUGGCAAGCUCCUUUUCUGGUCUGAUUGCGGCUCCCAUCUUUGCGAAGCUUGAUAAGGUCCACGGUCUGGCUGGUUGGCAAUGGCUCUUCAUCAUCCAGGGUGCCAUUUCCAUCGGCGUCGCCAUACUCGGUUUCUUCACCCUUCCCGAUAGCCCCCUCAAGACGCGAUGGCUCACUCCCGAAGAACGCCAACUGGCUCAUGAGCGUAUCUGCCGCGAUACGACCGGCCGUCGCGAGGGUACCUCUGUUUGGACUGGUCUCCGCGAGGCUGCUUCUGACUGGCGCACUUGGGUCUUCUGCCUGAUGGACAACCUCCAUCUCUCUGCCAACGGAUUCAAGAACUUCCUUCCCACCGUCAUCGAGACUCUCGGCUACAACACCACUAUCACGCUGGUCCUCACCUGCCCUCCUUACCUCUUCUCUGGCUUUGUCUCCAUCGCCGUCUCAUGGUCAUCGGGCCGCUUCAAUGAGCGUACCUGGCACGUAACACUCAGCAAGGCUGUUGCUAUCGUUGGCUUCGCCAUGUGCUGCGCAACCCUCAACGUGCCAGUCCGCUUCGUCGGCAUCAUGCUCUUCGUCGGUGCCACAUACGGCGUUAACAACAUCAUUCUCGGCUGGACAGCCUCUGUCGUCGGCCAAACAGAUGAGAAGAAGGCUGUUGCGAUCGCCAUGUGCAACACGUUUGGCAACCUUGCCAGUGUUUACACUCCUUACCUGUGGCCCAAGUCUGCUGCUCCUCGCUACCUCCAACCCAUGGUGGCUUGCAUUGCUUUCUCGGCAGGCGUGUGCAUUUGCGCGUGGAUCUUGAGGAUUGCUCUGCAGCGACAGAACAAGAAGACCCGAGAACAGAAUCCUGAGGAGACCAACUUUUACGUCUACUAA
This is a messenger RNA of Fusarium keratoplasticum, 1446 nucleotides long. RefSeq names its product MFS domain-containing protein. The coding region runs from base 1 to 1446 and encodes 481 amino acids. The record is from RefSeq and is a predicted model, not a curated record. Gene Ontology annotation, biological process: transmembrane transport. The transcript has 4 exons. Lineage: Eukaryota; Fungi; Ascomycota; Sordariomycetes; Hypocreales; Nectriaceae. Gene Ontology annotation, cellular component: membrane. Gene Ontology annotation, molecular function: transmembrane transporter activity.